AUGGUACUGGAGCAGUACCUGAGAGCGCACAUGUUGAGACACAGGAACGAGAAAGAGCAGAUCUUUUUAAUCACAGUGAGUUUAAGGUGUUCUGGUUGGGGAAAUUGUAACUAUAAAGAGUACUGUUAUUUUGCAACUAAAAACCACUUUUCACUCCAGGGUCUCGUGGUUCCUGUCAUCAGGAAUGUGGAAACUAUGAAUUAUGCAGAUAUUGAACGGACCAUUAAUGAACUAGGAGAGAAGGCCCGAAAGAAUGAACUUGCCAUUGAAGAUAUGGAUGGUGGUACUUUCACCAUCAGCAAUGGAGGAGUUUUUGGAUCCCUUUUUGGAACACCCAUUAUCAACCCCCCUCAGUCUGCCAUUCUGGGCAUGCAUGGCAUCUUUGACAGGCCUGUGGCUGUGGGAGGCAAGGUGGAAGUGCGGCCUAUGAUGUAUGUAGCCCUGACCUAUGACCAUCGGCUGAUUGACGGCAGAGAGGCUGUGACUUUCCUCCGAAAAAUCAAGGCAGCGGUAGAAGAUCCAAGAGUCCUCCUCCUAGACCUUUAGGAGGAAACCACAUACCACUCCCUAUUUGAUCAUGCAGGAACUGAAAACCAGUCUUCUCCCUGUCCCCUCAUCAGUCCCAGGUUAGCCUGAUGACAGGCAGGCACAUACUGUUGGCCUCAAGCAAGGAAGCCAGGGCACUAUGUAACCAGCUUUCACAGGUCUUUUAUUAGUGCUCCUUCUAGGCUCUCUCUCUCUAUCUCUCUCUCUUACCUUCUGAUAUCUUGGGCCUGAGAGAGAGAGAGAGCCUUAACAGAUGUUCAUUACUAUUCCUGCCUUUCUUCCAACCUCUGUAAAGACAACUUUGCUUUUCCUCUUAAUAGUAUUCUAUAGGGAUACCACCAGGGACCAUGUGAUUUGAGUUUCCAUCUUUGGAAAGUGUUCCCCAGAGAUGCCUAGGGGGCUGCUUUGCCUCCCAGGCUCAAGGCAGCCUCUGUCCCAGCUGUGCACAUUCUCACCUGAUGCCACCUAUGUGGAGGUAUUGAACACAGGCAAAGAGGUGCUGCUUUGCUUCUUAAAUGCGCCAUCAUUUUGCGCUGUCAGUGGCUUCAAGGUGCCUCUCUACCUCUUCCAGGAAGCACAGCUCAGGGGAUUUGGGGAUAGGCAGAAUUGUGCAGAGUCCCCUGAGGUUGCGUAUUUCAUUACAGAUGAGAGUUGAACCCUGGCUUGCCCUCACAGGCUCCAUUGUAUGCUCACACUGGGAAGAUUCAUUUUGGCAUAAUCACAUACAACUGUGGUCAUACCAACCCUUUCCAGGCUUCUAGGAAUCAUUCUAGGACAUUGUUCUCAUUUAGAGCAGAUUUUUAGCACUUCAUGGCAGUGGGACAGCCUGGUGAAGGGACUGCUCUGACCAGAUCAGGUUGAGUUAGAGCUUUUAAUUGAAGGUGGUAUGAGCAUGUGAUGGGAAGAGGCUUUUCUCUCAGGAGUGAUAUAGUGAUGAAAUGGAUGAUGUCAUCUCCAAGGUCACCCUUCGGGUGCAGGUACAAUCAUUGGAAUUUCUUGAAGCGCGGUUAAAAUGCAAGUAACAAGUUAUGAAAGCCCCUGGGCCUUGUGUCCUGCACUGGGGCCUGAGACUGCUGACAGCUGACGCUGGGCCAUUAGCGCUGAAUGCCCUUUUUUCUUGUAAUCCAAGACAAGCUGGGGGAGGGGAAGAGGUCAGUAUUGAGUGCCUGCAGCAUCUGCUACUACAUCUUCACCAUUCAGAACUUGUAACAAAUAUUUAAAGAGACUGAUUUUGAAUGAAAAUUAAAGGGCAAAUGUUCUCAAA
Psammomys obesus (fat sand rat) is the source of this 1810-nucleotide messenger RNA. It is a transcript of the gene Dlst, whose product is annotated as dihydrolipoamide S-succinyltransferase. Gene Ontology annotation, molecular function: acyltransferase activity. Bases 1 to 546 code for a protein of 181 amino acids. Lineage: Eukaryota; Metazoa; Chordata; Mammalia; Rodentia; Muridae. The transcript is spliced from 4 exons. The record is from RefSeq and is a predicted model, not a curated record.